CUUCUUUAAUUUAUUCUGUUUGUUAAAAUAUCUAUGAAAGAUUAUGGUAAAUUCAUUGGUUUUCAUUAAAAAAAUUGACCUUUGGGACUGUCGUGACAUCAUCACAAUUGACUUCUAGAGGCUAAAAGUAAUCAUCGUGAGGAAUGUAACCUCGCAAUUGAUCUGUCAACAAGACUUUCAUAAACAAGUUAAAAGUAGUUUUUGCUUGUGUACAUGGUUAGAAAAUAACAAAUUUAUUGCACCCUAAGGAAAAAAACCAACAUACAAAAUGGGUAAAAGGCAGCAUCAGAAGGACAAAAUGUAUUUGACCUAUACAGAGUGGUCUACUCUGUAUGGAGGAAAAAGACCAACCAUACCGGGCCAGCAGGAAUUUCGCCGAUUGCCAUUCGACCACUGUUGCGUAUCAUUGAACCCGUACGAACAUCCGUACUGUGACCUCGAUGGCAAUAUUUUUGACUUAGAAUCUAUAAUCACUUAUUUAAAAAAAUACAAGAACAACCCGGUCACUGGAAAGCCUUUGGAUUCAAAAUCUCUUAUAAAAUUGAAUUUCUAUAAGAACCAAGAAGGCAAGGUGGAGUGUCCAGUGACAUUCAAGCAGCUCACGUCCCACAGCCACAUCGUUGCAAUCGCAACAACAGGAAAUGUUUUUUCAUAUGAUGCAGUGGAAAGGUUGAAUUUCAAGACUAAGAUGUUGAAAGAUUUAAUCACCGAUGCGCCUUUCAAAAGAAGUGAUGUAAUUACCCUCCAAGACCCGGCCAAUCUUCAAAAAUUCAACAUUGAAAAGUUCUACCAUGUUAAGCACAAUUUGAAACUGCAAGAAGCUGAAGAAAGUGAUAAUGAUACUGGAAAUUUGAAAACCGUCAAUAAAGUGACAGUAGACAUCCUGAAAGCACUUGACGAAGAGUACAAAGUCCCUGUCGUAACCCAAACUGAAACUCCAAAAGCAGACAAAUUCAAUGCAGCCCAUUAUUCGACCGGUAAAGUUGCUGCAGGAUUCACAUCGACAACAAUGGCCCCAGAGACAACACACGAGCCUGCAAUCGUCGCCGAGGAUUUAGUCAGGUAUGAGAGGGUAAAGAAGAAAGGCUAUGUCAGGCUUGUGACAAACAUGGGGUUCCUCAAUUUAGAACUCGACUGUGAUGUAGUCCCAAAGACUUGUGAAAACUUUAUAAAGCUUUCGCAAAACGGCUAUUACAACAAUACUAUAUUUCACAGAUCGAUACGACACUUUAUGGUCCAAGGUGGAGAUCCGACUGGUACUGGCACAGGAGGGGAGUCCUACUGGGGUAAGCCUUUUGAAGAUGAGAUUAAACCUCAUUUAACACAUACCGGAAGAGGUGUUCUUUCCAUGGCAAAUUCUGGUCCAAAUACCAAUAAAUCGCAAUUCUUCAUCACAUACAGAUCGUGUAGGCAUUUAGAUGGUAAGCAUACUGUGUUCGGAAAGAUCGUAGGAGGGCUGGACACGCUUUCAAAAAUAGAAAAGAUUGAGGUUGAUAAUAAGGACAAACCUAUCGAACCGAUUAGAAUACUAGCCGCCCAAGUUUUCGUCGAUCCUUAUCAGGAAGCUGACGAAAAGCUGAAUGCUGAGAGGGAGGAGGAAAAGGAGAAACAGUUGGCCGAGCUUCAGGAGAAGCAUAAGCCAAAUUUUCUGACCAACCAGGUUUUCAAAGACGGAGUUGGAAAAUACAUCAACCCAAAAAUUCUUAGUUCAAAGAUUAUCAAUGAUGAAGAGGAGAAACAAGUUCCAGUUAAGAAGAAAAAAACUGUUCAAGGUUACAGCUUUGGUAGUUUUAAAGAUUGGUAACGACUCUUGAACCGUCGAACCACAUGCAUUUAUGUAAAUAAAAUAUCAUUGUAAAUAUCGAGCUACUUUGAUUUUCUGUUAAACAAUAAAUAAAAAUCUACGACAUCAGA
Cimex lectularius (bed bug) is the source of this 1914-nucleotide messenger RNA. Its product is annotated as peptidyl-prolyl cis-trans isomerase-like 2. NCBI's taxonomy places the organism in Eukaryota, Metazoa, Arthropoda, Insecta, Hemiptera, Cimicidae. Bases 269 to 1804 code for a protein of 511 amino acids. Gene Ontology annotation, cellular component: catalytic step 2 spliceosome. The transcript is spliced from 10 exons. The record is from RefSeq and is a predicted model, not a curated record. Gene Ontology annotation, biological process: protein peptidyl-prolyl isomerization; protein folding; protein polyubiquitination. Gene Ontology annotation, molecular function: peptidyl-prolyl cis-trans isomerase activity; ubiquitin-ubiquitin ligase activity.